Messenger RNA from Ailuropoda melanoleuca (giant panda), 702 nucleotides. Its product is annotated as C-C motif chemokine 15-like. Gene Ontology annotation, biological process: immune response. Lineage: Eukaryota; Metazoa; Chordata; Mammalia; Carnivora; Ursidae. Gene Ontology annotation, molecular function: chemokine activity. The transcript has 4 exons. Gene Ontology annotation, cellular component: extracellular region. Bases 92 to 496 code for a protein of 134 amino acids. The record is from RefSeq and is a predicted model, not a curated record.
GAGAAAAGGGGCCUGGAGGCAGACCUCGAACUCAGACCGGGGUCCAGUGGUGCAACGUCAUCACCUCCCUACCAGGGGAUGGGGCUGAGGCAUGAGACCAGAGGAGACAUGGAGACAAGGCUGCCUCAGUGAUUUCUCUCCCCUCCUUGUUUCUUUCUCCCAAAUAGAACCCAUGAUGGCAAAAAUUCAGCAUGAACCAUUCAUACAUACGGAAGGUAAAGGCUUUCACCGUCCCUCUGACUGCUGCCCCGACUUAAAACAACGAAAAAUUCGAUGUGCAAACAUGAAAGAUUUUUUUGUAACCAGUAGUGCAUGCUCCCGGCCAGCUGUCAUGUCGCAGGAGGCUUGUGUCCUCAUUCGGAUUCUGCAGGGCAUCAGUUUCCUCACCAAAAAGGAGCGGCUUGUCUGUGCUGACCCUUUUGAUUUGCAAGUUCAGAAUUGCAUGAGGUCCCUAAAGAUGAAUCACGUGGAUGUGAGAAAGAGGAGGCUUGCUUGAGAAGGGAUGCUAGGUGCCAGCCACCCCACCUCCACUUGUCUUGUCCCAACGCCCUCCUGGGAUUUUCUUGGCCUGAAUUAUUUUUCAAAAAGCAACAACUACUGUUCUUUUUGUUCUGGUUAUAAAAGCAAUGCAUUAAUAAAGAGUAUCCAAUGUAACUUUUCUUGAACUUUAAGAGGAAAAAGAAACUAUAGGAAUUGCUGAAA